UCCAUAACUUUUCUUAUUCAUGAAAAUGUCUGAAUCAAGGAUCUUAUACUUAUCACCAAUGUUGCUGAUUCUUCUCAGCCUUCUAAUGGCUUCCUUCUUGGACACCACGGCUGCACAAAUCGGAGUAUGCUACGGGAUGUUAGGCGAUCCCCGGCCAAGUCCCUCGGACGUUGUGGCUCUUUACAAGCAGAGAAACAUUCAGCGGAUGCGGCUUUACGCUCCAGACGCAGAGUCUCUCAACGCUCUCCGCAACUCCGACAUCGAGCUCAUCCUCGACGUUCCCAAAACAGACCUCGAACGUGUCGCCUCCAGCCAAGCGGAGGCCGACGCGUGGGUCCAAAACAAUGUCAAGAACUACGACGGUGUCAGGUUCCGUUACAUCACGGUCGGUAACGAGGUGAAACCCUCGGAGCCAGCCGGUAGUAUUCUCUUCCAGGCCAUGCAGAACAUCGAUAGCGCGGUUUCUGGAGCAGGCCUCGGGAUCAAGGUGUCGACGGCUAUAGACAUGGGAGCCACCACGGACACGUACCCUCCAUCGCACGGUAGAUUCACAGAUGAGUACAAGAACUUUCUCCAACCGGUGAUAGAUUUCUUGGUAAGCAAGCAAUCUCCUCUGCUUUUGAAUAACUACCCUUACUUCAGCUACAAGGACAACAUGGACACCAUCCCCCUUGAGUACGCUUUGUUCAAACCGACCCCUGUAGUCAAUGACGACUCAUACUCUUACACAAACCUCUUCGACGCCAAUCUUGACGCGGUCUACGCAGCAUUGGAGAAAUCAGGCGGAGGGUCGUUGGAAAUCGUGGUGUCGGAGAGUGGUUGGCCCACGGAGGGAGGACCAGGGACUAGUGUGGAUAAUGCGAUGACUUAUGUUAAUAAUUUGAUACAACAUGUGAAGAGUGGAACUCCGAGAAAGCCAGGGAAAGCUAUAGAGACUUAUAUAUUCGCUAUGUUUGAUGAGAAUCAGAAGGGUCCUCCCGAGCUUGAGAAGUUUUGGGGGAUGUUUCUUCCUAGUCAACAGCCUAAGUAUGAUGUUAAGUUCAACUAAUAUCCUUGAAGAUACUGAGCAAGGGCUAGUGAUACAAUAAAAUGCUUUAAAUCUAUUAUUUGAUGGCCUUUUCUGUACUGGUAUUAAAACGGGGAACGUGUUGUAAUGAUAAGGAAUAAUGAGCCCUAAAUUAUGUUUUACUCCA
Brassica oleracea var. oleracea is the source of this 1193-nucleotide messenger RNA. RefSeq names its product glucan endo-1,3-beta-glucosidase, acidic isoform-like. Gene Ontology annotation, molecular function: hydrolase activity, hydrolyzing O-glycosyl compounds. Gene Ontology annotation, cellular component: plasma membrane; cell wall. Lineage: Eukaryota; Viridiplantae; Streptophyta; Magnoliopsida; Brassicales; Brassicaceae. The record is from RefSeq and is a predicted model, not a curated record. Gene Ontology annotation, biological process: carbohydrate metabolic process.